UAGAAUGGAUAAUUGUGAUUAUGAAAACAGCUUCACUCCAGGACAAUAGUCAUAACACACACACACAACUCUUUCAUUAUUCUAUGGGGAGCAUUUUCUAUUGGCUGUGGCACUCAACGGGAGCAUUAAGGGGAGGAGGGAGGAGAGGUGAUGCCACUAUAAGGCCGAACAGGAUCCUGACUGAAGGUAAAGACAGAAUUCUUCUUAAAUAGCUGGAUCAAGGACGCUAGCAUAGUUUUCUCUUUUCCUAUUAAUAAAAGAGUAUACUUUGUUUUGGACUUUUUUAUAUAUAUAUAUAUUUAUAUAUAUAUAUAUAUAUAUAUAAAUCAGCAAUGACAGCAAAAACCAAGCUUUUGCAAUGGCCAGAAAUCAAAUUUCGGGAACGACCGGAGGAUUUUACACUCUCUGAACAUCCGAGGCUGACCCGCAGUGAUCCCCGGGCCUGGAUGACCUCUGCGACCCCCGUUUACCAAUCCACAGGUGACCACUACACUCACGCGUCGGUGGAUGUCACCAUGGACACGUACAUAUCUGGAAGCAACAGUCCUUUGACAGCGGAAUCCGACCUGGAAAGACCUAAAACAAAUGGUGGGGUCGAGCCAAAUCUGCCCGGUCCUCAGAGACACAGACGUGUGGCCGCCAAUGCGAGGGAAAGGCGGAGGAUGCACGGACUGAAUCGAGCGUUUGACAAACUGAGGAGCGUUAUUCCCUCCUUAGAGAACGAGAAAAAACUGUCUAAAUAUGACACCCUGCAGAUGGCGCAGAUAUACAUCACAGAACUGUCCGAUUUGUUGGAGGGUGUUGUGCACUCGGAGUGCAGAGGUGUAAGGGAAGGUUGCAGCCCACCAUGUAGUCAAAGGAGUCCAUCUCAGUCUUUGAGGACCAGCGUCAAUUACGCAAUGGAUGCACCUUCCUCUAAUUUUGUUCCGGAGAAAAGCGACGUCACAUCGUCCAACGCCAGCGAUGGCGAAUCGUCGCAUUUUAGUGACAUUGAAGAAGGACAGACUGGAGGACGCUGAUGCCUUUGGUGGACUGAUUUUGUGUCACUAAGUCGAUAAUUAAUAAUUAUUUAUUUGUCUGUGUUUUAGUAGACACCGAAAGAACCAAAUACAGUAGACAGACCCUGAUGAUGGUUAGUCCUAGACAAUGCUUCAUUAAAGCUUGAUUGUCAAAAUUUAUGAAAGCUGUCAAAAAUUUACAAAAAAGGGGGAAAAUGAAGAACAAAUCUGUAUAAGCCCUUUAGUUGCACUUUAUUGACAGAUCCUUACCUAAUUUUGGAUUUUCCAUACUACAUGUACAAAACCUCCAUCAGUAAUGAGAGAAAUAUGCUAUUUAUGUAUCUUUGUGAUUUUGUAUUACCUCAAAAGUUUAAUAAAGAUUCUCUUUUCAUAGAUUUUGAUUUGAUCCUUUUAUUUAUGCAUUGGUUAUAUAUAACAGUAAGGUCACACAAUCUGGUGGUCUGUUUGGCCGUUCUGAUAAAUCACAUGCACAUUUCUGCCUUUAAACCCUCCAAAGAUUGGCUCAAUUCACUUCCAUAGUAAGUGCCUGUAACCCAAAGUUUUCCUUUUUUAAAAAGAAAAGGAGGGACAAGCUGAUAUUAUUUUUUGUGGUAAUCAACAUUUUGCCACAAAUGCUGUCCAUUAAACUUAACUUGUAUUAAACACAGAAUAUUCCUUUAACACACAUUCCGCUGACUACCUGAACCACAGCAAAGAGAACAAAUUUUAUGGCAUAAAGAAUUGUAGCUGCAACAACUGGAAUGCAAAUUUAUGGUUAUUUGAUGGUUCAUGCCACUGACCAAAUCACAGCCAUAAUGUUAUUUACAAUAACCCUCACUCUGAAGUUCAGUUGCUUCAAUAUACACAUAUUAACAGCAUAACAUAGUUCAAUAUGCAUUACUUAAUACUUACAAUAAUUACAUAAAACAUAGCAUGUACAUUGUUUAUCCACCUUUUUCCUGAAUGUGGAAGUGUCCUACGAUUUAUAACAGAAGCCUGUUUCCGUUUUCCGGUCUGCAUUGUUUUCACUUGCAUUGGGGUAUGUUUUUAGCAGAUAAUAUAAUGUUUAGCUUAUUAAAGGUGCACUCAGUAACUUUUUCCUCAUUAAAAAAGUUUAACUCCUAAAGACCUGAAUUGUAAUUUUGCAGUAUAUGUAGGAAAUCAUGACCACUCACACUGACAUGAAGACUCCAGUCAUAUCAGUAACCUUAUAAAAGCUGUUUUAUUCUACACGGAGAGGGUCCGUACAUGGGGGCUGCCAUGUUAGAAUCACAUGACCAGCUGAAUACUACUCGCUUAAUCUCAGUAACUGUCCUGUUAUCUGACACUUUCACUCAUUUAUUAAAGUAAUCAUGGCUGACUGUGAAUGCUAAAUUUCUACAACGGCAUCUGAAACUGAAAACUAUUUAUUUUAAAUGAUGCUGCAUCCAAGCCGCUAGGUGUCAGUAUAACGGCUGUUUUACAUCACACACCGAAGCAGUGCGUGAGCCGAACUGAAGCAGUGUGUCACGACAAUUUAGAAGCAAACAACGUGUGUGCUUUUACACUAGCAGUAAUUAAAAUAAAAACACCCUAGACUACAAUUUUUCUACUUUUUUUUUUUUUUGGUCGACUCACGAUGUCCAUCAAUAGUGCACUUUCACUUUAAUUCAGCUUGAGCAGCGCAGCAAAAAUAGACUGCGCCGAAACUUCCACUGCACUGCUGCGCAUGCGCUGCUUCCAAUGUAAAUACACUAAUUUGUUAACAUGGACACCGAAAAAAAUACGCACUGCUUCUGUCCUGUUUCGGCAUGCGGUGUAAAACAGGCGUAAGUCCAAGAUGACACAAAGACAAAAGUUACUGAGUGCACUUUUAAAUUUGUAAAAAAGAAAAAAAAAAAGCAUGUGGCUCCAUAAUUCCAACACUUACAAAGUUACAAUGACCAUCUUUUGACAUUGCCUCACCGGUCAGAGUUUAGGUAUAAAUAUAGUUGACAUGGACCAAUGGCCUGAGGUUAGUUACAUUGAUAUUGUUAAUUACUUUGAGUUGUUAUGACAGCCAAUAACAGCACAAAUUAUGCCUGAAUUACUUUUGCUCUAAUUAACACUUAAAAUAAUUUUUGUUCAUUGUCUAGAUUGCUUGUUUUGGAAGAUUUACAUUUCUUCUUAUGGAAACCGGAACCAGAAAACAGUCCAGAGGCAAUCAGAAUCAUCAUGGUGCCACCCAGGGGUUGGUCAGUAAAACUGUGGAUAUAAUCAUCAUCUCACAACACAUUCUGUACAGAUGCAAAUUAUUAUUAAAAGAUUACAUUUAUAGGAGCAGUUCACCAAAAAAAUUAAAAUGAUCUCAUCAUUUACUUGCCCUCAUGCCAUCACAAACUCAUUUGACUUUCUUUCUUCUGCGGAAUACAAACAAAGAUUUUCUGAAGAAUGUAUGAUGUGUUUCUGUCCGUACAAUGUAAGUCCAACACUUUUAAGCUAAAAAAAGACCAUGAAGUGAGCAUAAAAGUUAUUCGUAUGACUUGAACGGUUUGAUGUAUGUCUUCUGAAGCAAUAUGAUAUCUUUGGGUGAGAAUUGUUUUUCCUUUUUUUUUAGUUUGGGAUAGGGGGAUUUGUGUUUUUUGUAUUUAUUUAUUUAUUUAUUUUUGGGAUACUUUUCAAAUGUACCGCGGUCUGAUAAACACUAGAAAAUGAAAAUGCAACUUCUUAUUUAUGUAUAAUGAUACUGAUAUUGAGUACCUGGCAACCGUGCACUGUGUUUCAGGCUGGGUGACAAAUUUAUAGUGAAUAGUGGUCUGAUAAACUCUAGAAGAUGAAAAAUGCAACUUCUUUUUUAUGUAUAAAGAUACCGAUAUUGAGUACCUGGCAACCGUGCGCUGUGUUUCAGGCUGGAUGACAAAUUUAUAGUGAAUAAGGACAUUUUAUCUGUUUCUCAUCCAAAGCGAUCGUAUCACUUCAGAAGACAUACUAAACACUUGGCCAAAUGGAUUACUUUUAUGCUGCCUUUAUGUCCUUUUUGGAGCUCGAAGGUUUUGGACCCCAUUGACAUACAUUGCAAGUGCAAAACAUUCUUCAAAAUAUCUUUGUUAGUGUUCCACAGAAGAUGAAAAAAGUCAGACGAGUUUAGGAUGGCAGAAGGGUGAGUAAAUGAUGAGAGAAUUUUCACUUUUGGGUGAACUAUCCCUUUAAAACUUGGGUGUCACAGAUAUGCCUAAAGUUAUUCAACAUUUUACUUCUGUAAUGUUACUUAUGUUUGAGUAAAAUAGCAUAUUCAGCAUGGAAAUUAUACAUAUUUAAAAUAAAUUAAACGAUAUUAUCCAUUGGAAAAUCAUUGGAUUGUAUCAUUGGAUCGUGAAAAACUGUCUCUGCACCAUGAUAAAAUGAUCACACUCAUGCUCUCAAGAGAGCAGCUCGGAAAAUGGAGCACAAGUGGAAGAGUACAAAAUUAGAGGUAUUUUGCGGUGCAUGGAAGGAUAGUUUCUGUAGCUACAGACAGGCACUAAAAGCUGCCAGGUCUGCAUAUUUUAGCAAACUCAUAAAAAAUAAUCACAACAAUCCUACAGUAGGUGUUAAUUCAGUACUGUGGCUAAAUUGGUUAAGAAUAAAGCCUCGACUGAACCAGAUAUUUCAUCGCAGCACAAUAGUAAUGACUUCAUGAAUUUCUUUACUGAUAAAAUUGAAAUAGUCCAAUAAAAUUGGAAUUAUACAAUCGUCUGUCACAGUACCACAGAAAACAGUAUCUCAUAAUUUUCCUCAAAAGCAACUUCAAUCCUUCGCUAUCAUUGGUCAUGAAGAGCUUACAAAACUUAUCAAAACAUCAAAAGCCACAAUAUGUAUGUUAGAUCCAAAAUUAACUAAGACCUUAAAAGGGAUAUUCCCUGUAAUCUCAGAACCUCUUCUUAAUAUUAUUAAC
This is a messenger RNA of Myxocyprinus asiaticus (Chinese sucker), 4890 nucleotides long. Its product is annotated as neurogenin-1-like. NCBI's taxonomy places the organism in Eukaryota, Metazoa, Chordata, Actinopteri, Cypriniformes, Catostomidae. The transcript has a single exon. The coding region runs from base 333 to 1019 and encodes 228 amino acids. The record is from RefSeq and is a predicted model, not a curated record. Gene Ontology annotation, molecular function: protein dimerization activity.